This is a messenger RNA of Nematostella vectensis (starlet sea anemone), 1920 nucleotides long. RefSeq lists its product as uncharacterized. Gene Ontology annotation, molecular function: nucleic acid binding; zinc ion binding. Bases 1 to 1920 code for a protein of 639 amino acids. The transcript has a single exon. NCBI's taxonomy places the organism in Eukaryota, Metazoa, Cnidaria, Anthozoa, Actiniaria, Edwardsiidae. The record is from RefSeq and is a predicted model, not a curated record.
AUGGCAGAAGUAGAGUCGCACAGGACUCCUGGUCCACUGGUGUUGGAUGCCCAAGCCUCAGAAAAUUGGAGGAAAUUUAUUAUGCAGUUCGAAAUUUACCUAGUGGCGAAAGGAAAGGAUGAGGUGAACUUGCUACUCAAUUGUGCUGGAGCAGAUGCAAUUGAGGAAUAUAGUCAUUUUGUUUUCAACGAAGGAGAAAGCAAUGAAUCUUAUGAAGAUGUGUGUAGAAAGUUCAAGGAACACUGUCAGGGAGCAAGAAACGUCAUCUAUGAGCGCCUUGUGUUUAAUCAAAGAAACCAGAAAGAAGGUGAGAGGAUGGACAAUUUCGUGAGUGAGCUGAAACGCUUAUCGUUGACAUGUGAGUUUGGGACCCUCAGAGAUUCACUGAUCAGAGAUCGUAUCGUGGGAGGGGUGCUCUCGAAUGAGUUGAGAGGGGAGUUGUUGAAAAGGCCAGAUUUGACACUCCAAAGUGCCCAUGAUUACUGUAGAACCUAUGAAGCUGCUGAGUUGCAGAAAUUCAAGUUUGCUUCACCAACUGGUUCACAGCAGCCAUUGAGUGUACACCCAGUUCAAGGAAAGGAGAGAGCACCUAAUCCUACCUGUAAGUUUUGUGGUUUUCAGCACCGUUUCACAAAACCAAGUAUUUGUCCUGCCUUAAGAAAGAAAUGUAGAAAUUGCCAACAAGAGGGACACUUUGCAAAGUUGUGUCCUCUUAAGGGUAAGAAAGAAACACCGGUCAGAACAGUAGAGCAAGAAAACCAGGUUGAGAGUAUGGGCCAAGGUGAUCGUGGGGGUGAUCCACACUUAUACUUUGGAUCAGUAGAACUUGGGACUGUGUCCAGCCCCAAUAGCACAAAGAAGAGCGUGAUUACCCUUAAGAUUGCACAAAAAGAGGUGAAAGUCAAAGCUGAUACAGGUGCAGAGGCCAAUGUGAUGCCAUAUCAUGUAUAUAAGGCCAUCACUACACAACCGCUACGAAAGAUUCAUCAGCCUCUUAAAGGAUGGCUCGCAGACAAGGCAAUUCAUCCUGUUGGAUGUGUUCGCCUUCCAACCCAGUACAAGAACCGAAAAAUAGAUCUGCUGUACCUUGUUGUGCAUGGAGAGUUUACACCCCUGUUGAGUUGUGAAGCCUGCCUAGACUUAGAGGUGCUCAAGUUUAUGAAUCUUGACCUGAUAGACACACCAGAAAGACUGGCCGAGGAGACCACACAAGGGAAUGGCAACAAGCCGAAUGCAGAAUUGUUGGUAGAAGAUCCGGUUCUAUCCCAGUACCAAGAUUGUUUUAGUAACAAACCGGGAAGACUGCCAAACAAGGUACACCUAGAGAUAGAUCCAUCAGUGCCUGCAGUAGUCCACCCCCCUAGGAAGAUCCCCAUAUCCCUGCUUGAACCGACAAGAGAAAAACUCCAAGAGAUGGAACAAGAUGGGAUUAUCGUUAAAGAAGAAGAGCACACACCGUGGGUGUCUUCAAUGUUGGUUGUUGACAAACGAAAAGAGAAGGACAGAGCCAACCCACCAUCUAAAGACAGUGUCCGUAUCUGCAUCGAUCCCAGGGAUCUGAAUAAGGCCCUCAAGGGGCCACACUACCCCAUGGUCACUGUUGAGCAAGUUGCCAAUCGCCUUUCUGGAGCUACAAUGUUCACCACACUGGAUGCAUGCAGUGGAUACUGGCAGGUGGAGGUAGAUGAGGAAAGCUCGAAACUUCUGACAUUCAACACACCUUGGGGACGGUAUAGAUUUACACGGCUGCCAUUUGGAAUUUCAUCUGCUCCUGAGAUAUACCAACGAGAGAUGGACAGGCUCUUUGCUGGAGUUGCAGUUGAAAUAAUUGUUGAUGAUUUUUUAAUCCAUGGAAAAGAUAUAAGUGAUGUUGAUAGGAAGAUGAUAGCAGUACUUGAAAGAAGCAGAGAGGUGGCCUGA